AUGAUUUCACAGAUUUCUUUGAGCAAGACGGACACGAACACGUUGAGCAGGAACAUCAAGAACCAACCAACUCCGUUAACGGACGCGGAUCCGGCCGACGCUGACGCUGAGUGGUGCGGCUCGAGUAACCCGGGCGCGGCCUGUGGCCUCGGGCGUUCGCCCAUGUCGGCUGAAGAGGCGCCGCUGUUGUCGGCGCCCAUGGACGACGGGCGCGCCCCGCCGCGGGGCGACUCGCACGGCGAGGCGCCUGAGCCGCGGGCCCCCGCGGCUACGCUACUAGCUGCCACCGAAUGGACUCAGAGAAUCGAGCUGGAGGCGAUCAGCGAAGUGAUCGUCGCAUCCUACAGCAUCGAACUGCGGGCAUUACAAUGCGCGGUAAAUUGGGAGGCGCAGCGCGAGCGGCAGUGCCACGAGCAGGUUGUCGCGGCCAGCGCCCCCUCCGCGGGCGGGGGCGCCGCGACCAGCCGCGCUCGCCUCGCGGCCGGUCGCAGCGUGGCGAGCGCUGCGAUCGGCAAGGGAACCGACGCAUCGCUAGACUCUACCAAGGCAGCGCACCAGGCGCUGUCGGCGAUGGGCAUGGAGCGCCACGCCGAGGCGAACGCAAAAGGGGUUCACUUCUCAGCUCGGCCAGGACUCACAGUGGAACAGGUCCAGCACGCCGCCGUGGGGGCCGCGCUGCGGCGGGACGGCUUCGCGGUGGUGCGGCGGUGCGUGGACGGAGGUGCCCUGCGCGCCCUCGCGGACGAGUACGAGGCCAAGGUGCUCCCGCACAAGCACGCCGCCGACGUCCGCCGGGAGGUGCACGGCGAGCCCGGGGAAGACGGACUCGGCAGGGUGGUUCACGUCGCCAACAUGCAUGAAAUGCCCAGUCUCGCGCACCUCGCCGCAGACUCGAGGCUGCUGGAGGUCGCCUCGGCCUGCCUCGGCGGCAAGAGGGUGAGGCCUGUGAUCAACACAGAGUUGUUCGACAAGCCGCCGAAUGGUAAUUCCUCCACGACGACACCCCCGCACCAGGACAAUUUCUACUUCGGGGCCAAGGAACCUGGCGUGGCGCUGUGGAUCAACCUGGACGAAGUCGAUCGCGAUGCUGGCACGGUGCGCUUCGUCCGCGGCAGUCACCUCAAGGGCAGGCGCUUCCACGAGUGGGACUGGGGCCCAGCUGGCUUCGUGAAGAGCAUAUACGACUUCACCGACGAGGACGAGGAGGGGUUGUCGGAGGUUGGGUGCCUGAGCCCCGGCGACGUGGUCGUGCACUCCGCCCUCACCAUCCACUACGCGCCCAGCAACAUGACGCCUGGCCGGCGAAGGGGCCUGGUGGUGAACUACGUGGCAGAGGACGUGGCGUACACCCUGGCAGAUGACCUCCACAAGCCCUCGCUGGUCUUCCGCAUCCACCACGACACGCGCCUCCUGGCCCCCGUCCCCGAGGGCUGGCACGAGAGGCACGCGUUGGCCGUCACGUGCGUGCGGUGCGCCCUGGCCUUCGAGGGCGUCCGCGGCGAGGUGCGGCUCGACGGCGACGUGGGCAAGCUGGCCGUCGAGGUCGCGGAGCCCCGCGACCUGCGCAGGGCGGCCGACGCCCUGAUCAGGUCCGGGCACGUCGUCCGCGGCCUGCAGGCACUGCUGGCGCUGCCGCUGCAGCUGGACGGCGCGCUCGAGGUGCCCCCCGAGCCGGCGGCAAGCUCCGCGGGCGCGAGGCUGCCCGACGGCCUCGUGGGCGCGUGGCUGCUGAGCUGCGCGGAGGGCGGCGCCACGCGGCUGGCCCUGAGGCUGCAGGCGCGGUGCGGCCUCUACGCGGACGUCCGGGUGCCAAGCUUCGGGCUGGACGUGGCCUCCCUGGACGUCGACAAGGCCCAGGACAUGGAGCUUCUGGCGCAGCUGCUCGCGGCGCAGCGGGCCUCAGCGGGCUCGGUGCGCGUGCACGAGGGCAGCGGCGAGGUCGUUGUGAGGCACGACUGGGCGCGCAUGCACCCCUCGAGCGGCAGGCCCCAGGUGGUGCGGGUGAGACAGGGCGGCGGGCAGGGUCGAGGCUUGUCCGAGGCGCUGCUCUCCGGGCUGGAUCCGGCGGAGAACUGCACCGAAAGUUGGCAGCCUGCGGAGCCGGGGUGCCCCGCCGGGUACUCUGCCGCCGUUCUGGAGCUGCUGGACUGCCCGAGGGGCCGCCGCGGGCUCUGGAUUGUGAUGGGCACGUGGUUUGCCCGGGUGGUGGGACGGCGCGCUGACGAGGCCCUCUCGGACGUGGCGUGCAGGUCCCUCGCGCACGCGGUGCAGAAUUACACCGAGGCCUGGGGCAUGGACAUCCCGGCAGCAGUGCACGGGUGUGAAGCGGAGGUGGGCCGCGUGGAGGCCCCUGGUGUGUUGCGCGUCUUGCACGGAUUCAAUUUCGACGGCCCUGGCGCCAGGACGGACGACCAUCUGCUGCUGGACGGCGUCGCCCGGCAAUUGCGCAGGGACGCCGCUGACGACAGCGUGCUCGUCGAGAGCCAUUCCGGUGUGCGCUGGAUGGUCCGAGAGUUGUCGCAUUCGUUCUCCGGAUUCGGGCAGCUGAAGCGCGCGGCGAGACCCCUCCCGCGCGCCCGCUGGCCCGCCCGCGGCGCCGCCCUCCGCCCGGGCGCGCGCGCCCUGGCCGCGGGCGCGGCGUGCCUCGGCGGCCUGCUGGGCCUCGGCGAGCGCGCCGCCCUGCCAGCGGCCGCCCCGAGCAGCCUGCGGCGCCGCUGCGGGCCGCCGCCGGGCAGCCUCGGCGCCCCCUGCGGGCGCGCGCGGGGCGGCGCGCGGGGCGCCGCGGCGUGCGCGGCGCUCUCCGGCGAGUUCGGGACCGUGGAGCGGACCCGGGAGGUGCUGGAGGCGCGCGGCUGGCCCGCCGAGCGCCGCGCGUCGGUGGGCCCCAACGGGUCGACGAAUUUCCUGGGGCGCGCUGGCGGCGGCGGCGAGGGGAAGCCGCCGGUGAUGCUUGACGUGCGCUCGCCUGUGGAGUUCGCCCGCGGCCACAUCCCGGGGGCCGUGAACUUGCCGCUCUUGAGCGACUCCGACAGGGAGGAGGUGGGCACGUUGCACCGCUGGAGCAGCGGCCAGGCCGCCUUCGACCUGGCGCUGUCUCGCGCCCACCCGCGCCUGGAGGCCCUGCUGCGACGGGCGGAGGAGCUCUGCGACCGCGGCCCCUCUGCGCCGCACGCGCUGGUCUACUGCAAGCGGGGUGGCCGGAGGUCGCAGUCGUUCGCGAUGCUGUUGGCCCACCACGGCAUCGAGGCCUACACCCUGGACGCAGGGUACACGGCCUUCAGGAAUUGGGCCAUGGAUGUGCUCGAGCGGCCGCAGAAGUUGUGCGCUCUUGCCGGCGCGACGGGCAGCGGGAAGACCGAGGUCCUGGGGGAGCUGCGUGGCCUCGGCGCGCAGACCAUCGACCUGGAGGCGCUGGCCUGCCACAAGGGCAGCGUCUUCGGCCACCUCGGGGAGCCCUCGCAGCCGAGCUCCGAGCACCUCCGCAACCUCAUCGCCUGUGAGUGGGCCAAGCUCGAUCCGGACCGGUUCGUGUUUCUGGAGGACGAGGGCUCCCGCAUCGGAGACGCGCACUUGCCGGCCUCGCUCUUCCGGCGCCUCCGCGCCGCGCCGCUGGUGGUGCAGCUGGACGUGCCCUUCGCGCUGCGCGCGGAGCGCUCGCUGGCGACGUACGGGCCCUAUGGCCCCGACGCCCUCGCCGAGGCGGUGCAGCACUUCCGCAAGAAGAUGGGCAGCGACCGCACCCAGGAGCUCCUGGACCACCUCUCGCGCGGCGAGCUCCGCCCCGUCUGCGAGGAGGCCCUGCGCAACUACGACCGGGCCUACGACUACUUCCUCCGCAAGGGCCGCAACCGCAGCGCCAUCGUCGCGGUGCCCGUGGAGUCCCUGGACCGCGCUCUUCCGCCCCGGGGACGUCCAGGUGUCCGCGCCCGGCGGGGGCGCGGCGCAGCUCGUGGAGACGAGGACGUCGCCGGCCGUGGCGCGGCGCCGCUGCGCCGGGUGCUGGGCGCCCGUGGCGGGCGCGCUGAGCGCCGGCGGCGCCGGCCUGACGGCCGUGCCGCUGUCGCUGCUGGACCCCGGCGUGGACGGGCUGGCGCCGGCCUGGAGGCCACGGCACCACCUGCACUAUGGCAGCCGCGUGCUCGACGUGGAGAUCUCCGACGAGCUGUGCAGUCUGGACAAUUUUCCUCGAUCGACGCCAGCCUCCUGCACCGUGAAAAAUGGACGAUCUGCCGAAGUACGUCGGCCGGGCCGGCGGAGACUUGUGGGCCCCACGCGGUGCAAAA
This is a messenger RNA of Prorocentrum cordatum, 4283 nucleotides long. NCBI's taxonomy places the organism in Eukaryota, Dinophyceae, Prorocentrales, Prorocentraceae. The record is from the annotation of a GenBank genome assembly.